This is a messenger RNA of Scedosporium apiospermum, 822 nucleotides long. RefSeq names its product Transmembrane BAX inhibitor motif-containing protein. Gene Ontology annotation, cellular component: membrane. The transcript has 2 exons. NCBI's taxonomy places the organism in Eukaryota, Fungi, Ascomycota, Sordariomycetes, Microascales, Microascaceae. Bases 1 to 822 code for a protein of 273 amino acids. The record is from RefSeq and is a predicted model, not a curated record.
AUGUCGAACGCAAAGUACACGCCUGCCCCGACGCAGGACCCCGAUGACUUUACCCAAGCGCCCCCGGGCUAUCAGGCCGAGGCGAGCUCAUCCACCAGCGCCACCCCGCUCUUCGCCGGUCCGCGCUCAAGCGAGGACAAUAUUCCCGAUGACUUCAAGUUCGGAGGAUCCGUAGCCGAAGCCACCAUCGACAUCCGCAACCAAUUCGUCCGCAAAGUCUACGCUAUCCUCUCUGCCCAACUCAUCGCGACCACCGCCCUCUCCGCCGUCUCGUUCUUCUCCACCUCGUACAAGUCGUGGAUCCAGUCCAACCCGCUCCUCCUCUGGAUCUCCGUCAUCGGGUCUUUCGUCUUCCUCGGCCUCACCUACUGGAAGCGCAAGUCGUAUCCCACGAACCUCGCCUUCCUGGCCCUGUUUACCGCUGCCGAGGCGUACACCAUCUCCGUCGUUGUGUCAUUCUAUGAUGUCUCUAUUGUGCUUAACGCACUCAUCAUCACUGCUGGCAUCUUCGUCUUCUUGACUGCUUUCGCUUGCCAGACGAAGUAUGACUUCACGAGCUGGAUCCCCUACGCUUUCGGCGCGCUCUGGGGCCUCGUCAUCUUCGGCUUCAUCUACAUCUUCCUGCCCUACUCCAAGACGGCCGAUCUUAUCUACGGCGGCGUCGCUGCUCUCAUCUUCAGCGUCUACAUCCUCAUUGACACUCAGCUCGUCAUGAGGAAGCUCCACGUCGAGGAGGAGAUCGCCGCCGCUAUCAGCUUGUACUUGGACAUCAUUAACUUGUUCCUCGCCAUUCUUCGAAUCCUUAACAACCAGAACAACUAA